GCAACGUCGAUGCGUGUUGAUGAGAAACAGCUGUGAGAAAGACAGAUUGACCGUCGGACUUCAAGAACACUGGCUUUUUAAUAAGAUAUGCCCACCUCCACGUCCACCUCCAAUCUUUUCCCGCCCUGUCUCCUAUCAUCUGAUCUUAGACUCAUUAUCGUCUCUUCAUCAUUAACGUGCUAGUUGUCAGUUUCGUGUGGUGAUUCAGAUGCAAGAAGUAGUUCACUUGAUGCUAGUAUCAUGAAAGAGAAUAUACAACCGUGAACAUCUCGUAUGAUCGUCCCUCUUCAAUGACACGAUAUCCUUACAAUUUGUACAUCAAUCCAACAUCAGCGAUGCAUCUGCGUCGUUUUUGUUGCCCAUUUCCUACUCCCAACUUUUGUCUUUUUCCCACAUAGGUUUUGAAGGUUCUGGCUUUGUAUCUACAACUUACGAAUAGAGACAUGGAUAUGAAUCUUAAUAGUCUGACUGAGGAAAGAAGCAAGUCUAUUUUUAGUGCUACAUUUACUGCUACAAUCUCGGAACAGACGAGUCUUUUACUGCGACAAACACUUGUUCGAACUGAAGCAACUGCUCACCAGGAGUUGGUUAUGUUUUCUUGAUAAUUAAGGCUUCCCCUAAUUAAUUCAUCUUCGGGAGCAUCCCCAAGAGGCUUUCAAUUGGAAACGGCGCCUAUGAUGCAUCCCGGGAUGGAUUAGGGUGAGCCCUGAUUAUUAUACACUCAUUUACCGAACAUCACUCGUGGGUCGUGCGUCAGAAUUUACAACACACAUCUUCAAUUCGAAGUAUAAAAAGAUACUUGCAGUGCUGAAGUGA
Molecule: messenger RNA, 816 nt
Organism: Amoebophrya sp. A25
Lineage: Eukaryota; Dinophyceae; Syndiniales; Amoebophryaceae
Source: the annotation of a GenBank genome assembly